Messenger RNA from Cordyceps militaris CM01, 792 nucleotides. RefSeq names its product t-SNARE. Bases 1 to 792 code for a protein of 263 amino acids. The transcript is spliced from 2 exons. NCBI's taxonomy places the organism in Eukaryota, Fungi, Ascomycota, Sordariomycetes, Hypocreales, Cordycipitaceae. The record is from RefSeq and is a predicted model, not a curated record. Gene Ontology annotation, cellular component: membrane; endomembrane system; SNARE complex. Gene Ontology annotation, molecular function: SNAP receptor activity; SNARE binding. Gene Ontology annotation, biological process: vesicle fusion; Golgi to vacuole transport; intracellular protein transport.
AUGUCGAACGAUCGUAUUUCUAGCAUGGAGGCCGGCCGGUCCGGCGGCUACAGCGAUGACCCUGCGUUCCGGGACCUGCAGUCGGAGCUCAAAGGCAAGCUUCAGACGCUGCUCACCAACAACCGCAAGCUCUCCAACGACCUCACCGUCCUCGGCACGAAAAAAGAUACGCCGCGUCUGCGGGAGCGCGUACACAACACGAUGGAGAAGACGCGCGAAAUCUGCCGGGACAUUGGCGAGGGCGUGAAGAAGUUUCAGUCCUGGGAGGACCUCUCGAAGCAGCAAAAAUACGAGCAGACCAAGAUCUCGAGCGACUUCCAGGCGGCCCUGCAAGAGUUCCAGGGCCUGCAGCGCAAAGCCCUCGACAGGGAACGCGCCUCCGUCUCAGCGGCCCGGGCCGUGCAGGACGGCGGCGAGGCGGGCGGCGAGGACAGCGCGCCCCUGGAGCAGUUGCAGCGCCAAGAGUUUGUCCAGGUCGCCGACCAGGACGAUGUGGACUUUCAGGAGGCACUGAUUGUUGAGCGGGAAGAGGAGAUUCGCAACAUUGAGCAGGGCGUGGGCGACUUAAACGUGCUGUUCCGACAGGUGGCGCACAUUGUCAGCGAGCAGGGCGAGUCGCUCAACACGAUUGUGGACAAUGUCGAAAACGUCCGCGACGACACUAGACAGGCCGACAUUGAGAACCGACAGGCGGCACGAUACCAAAAGGCAGCCCGAAACAAGGGAUUCUGCCUGCUGCUGAUUCUGGGUGUCAUCAUGACUAUUGUCCUGCUGGCUAUUUUCCUGGGCUGA